AUGCAUCGGACCAUACUGAUGCGACUGUACAGUUCCACUGCCACCAAGGACCAGAUCCUGGUGCCAGAGACUCUUCUUAAGAAGAGAAAGAGCCAGGAGAAGGCCCGCGAGCAGCGCAACGCUACUAUUGAGAAGAGGAAGACGGCCAACAAGGAGAAGCGCAAGGCUAUCUUCAAGCGCGCUGAGACUUACGUCAAGGAGUACCGCGAUGCCGAGCGUGAGAAGGUUCGUCUCAACCGCCUGAGCCGCCAGAACGGUACCCUCUAUGUCGAGGAGCAGCCCAAGCUUGCCUUCGUCAUCCGCAUCAAGGGUAUCAACAAGAUCGCGCCUAAGCCUCGCAAGAUCCUCCAACUCCUCCGUCUCCUUCAGAUCAACAACGGCGUCUUCAUCAAGCUUACCAAAGCUACACAAGAGAUGUUGACGAUUGUCAACCCCUACAUUGCCUACGGCUACCCAAACCUGAAGUCUGUUCGCGAGCUCAUCUACAAGCGCGGAUACGGCAAGAUCAACAAGCAACGCGUUGCCCUCACCGAUAACCAGCUGAUCGAGGAUAACCUCGGCAAGUACGGCAUUGUCUGCAUGGAGGACCUCAUCCACGAAAUCUUAACUGUUGGUCCCAACUUCAAGCAGGCUUCCAACUUCCUCUGGCCAUUCAAGCUGUCCAAUCCCAACGGCGGCUUCCGUGCUCGCAAGUUCAGACAUUUCAUCGAGGGUGGUGACCUUGGUAACCGGGAGGAGAACAUCAACGCCCUCAUCAGACAGAUGAACUAG
Cyphellophora europaea CBS 101466 is the source of this 771-nucleotide messenger RNA. Its product is annotated as 60S ribosomal protein L7. Gene Ontology annotation, molecular function: structural constituent of ribosome; RNA binding. Gene Ontology annotation, cellular component: cytosolic large ribosomal subunit. The record is from RefSeq and is a predicted model, not a curated record. Bases 1 to 771 code for a protein of 256 amino acids. Gene Ontology annotation, biological process: maturation of LSU-rRNA from tricistronic rRNA transcript (SSU-rRNA, 5.8S rRNA, LSU-rRNA). Lineage: Eukaryota; Fungi; Ascomycota; Eurotiomycetes; Chaetothyriales; Cyphellophoraceae. The transcript has 2 exons.